Messenger RNA from Spirodela intermedia, 4539 nucleotides. NCBI's taxonomy places the organism in Eukaryota, Viridiplantae, Streptophyta, Magnoliopsida, Alismatales, Araceae. The record is from the annotation of a GenBank genome assembly.
AUGGAGAAGGGAAGGGAGUUUAGCGGAGAGGCGCGUGAGGGGGUGAGAGUCUCGCUGUCCAUGCUGCUGGUCCAGCUGUUCCAGACGGGGAUGGCCGUCCUGUCGAAGCUCGCCCUUGAUCAGGGCAUGCGCGUCUUUCCCUUCCUUGUCUAUCGCAACGCCAUCGGUGCACUCUGCGUCGCCUGUUUCGCCGUCGUGCUCGAAAGGUAGGAAGUAACAUGAGGAGAAGAAAGGCCAGAAAAUAUCUCUCUUCUCUCUCUCUCUCUCUCUCUCUCUCUCUCUCUCUCUCUCUCUCUCUCUCUCUCUCUCUCUCUCUCUCUCUCUCUCUCUCUCUCUCUCUCUCUCGCUUGCUUGCUCGCUCGCUCGCUGUCGAACACUCACAUGUGCGGGUGUCUUUCUUCUCUACUAUUUCGUGCAGGAAACAGGUGCGGAAGCUAUGCUGGAGGGGAUCCAUGUGGAUAUUCAUGAACGCAUUCUUCGGGUAUUGCGGAAACUCACCAUUUCAUCAUCCAAACUAUCUUCUCGAUCUACGUCUCCCCCACCAUCUACCCAUCAAUCACGUGGCAGAACUCACCGUUAGUCAUCAAGAGUUCAUCUUCCUCGGAUAUCUUUCCAUCAAAAAGGUCACCGCGAAAAUAUUUGCCUCGGCUUUAUUCUAUGGCUUUCCACUUCACAGCUCAUUUGCUUAAAGGACGAAUUAACAUCGCCCCCCUUUUCUAAAAGAAAGGGCUCUGGUCCUAGAUAAGACGGCGGAAGCCAAAGGUGGAAGCUCCCAUGGCGUCUCCACCUCUCCCUUCCUUCUACUCACCAAAACGGGAGACUCAUAUGGAAGGUGGAGGAUGAAGAGGGGCCGUCCAAGUAGAGACCCCUCAAGCCUUUAUUUGUGGAUGGCACUGUUUCCACCCUCUCCCACACAAAUCAGCUUGGUUAACGCUGGAAUUGAUGCCUACGCUUUUCCUCCCUUUAACCUCCUGCACCCUUUCGUUUAAGGGGCAUCAUUGGAUAGAGGUGGGGCAGCGGGCAUUUCUAUUUUUUUCUCUAUAGAAAGACCGAGAUGAGAAACUAUCAUGUUCAUGUAUUAUUGAAUCCCUUUUAGUAGACUGAUAGUGAGAAUAGAAUAUUUUGGUAAAACUUUGGUCAUUGAAACCACAGAAAGUUUUCAUCACUUCAAGAAUAUUUAGUAGACUGCCACUAUUUCUGUCGAAGGAGAGAGAAGGGAAAACCUAGUGAAUUACAUUUGACGAGAGAGCUAUCAUUAUCUUCCAUUGUCAUGCUUGUGUUCAUCAAACUCCGAGUCACUUGUGAUUUUUCACGCAGUCUCACCUCUGGAAUGAGCUUGUACUACUAUGGUCUGCGAGACACCACGGCGGCCUACUCUUCAAUCUUUCUCAACUUGGUCCCCAUCGCUACCUUUAUCUUCUCUCUCAUUUUGAGGUAAGACUGACAACGAUUACAAAUUUCCGAUAAAGAUAUACAGAGGGAACGAGACAGAGACAGACAGAAAAAGACAGGGAGAGACAGAGACGGAGAUAGAGAGAGAAGGGGGGGGAGAAAGAUAGAGAGAGAGAGAGAGAGAGAGAGAGAGAGAGAGAGAGAGAACCCUAUUACUAGCUCCCUUCUUUUUAAAAUAGUUAUUGCCCUAUCGAUACAAGUGAGGUAGUUUACGGCACUCUAACUAGAUAUGAUCUUGAAGCACUUCGCGUUUCUAACCUGGGCUACUCUUCUAAACGCUGUAGAACAGAAAAGCUAGGAUUGGGGAGACCAGCAGGGAUUGUGAAGGUUCUUGGGACACUUAUUUGUGUGGGAGGGGCGAUGAUCAUCAGCCUGUACAAGGGGAAAGCGGUCCAUGUGUGGCCAUUUCACCUCGACAUUUCUCACAGCGCAGCAGGGAGACCAAGUCUCCAUGAUUUCCCCCAAGGAACGUUCUUUUUGGCGGCCAGCUGCGUAUGCUAUGCUUGCUGGUUCAUCCUUCAGGUGAGCAAAUGGAUCAUUUCCACUAUUUCCUUCGCGACACUUCCACCUGUCCAGGGGACUAUGCGUUGUUGUUGUUUGUUUUACUUAGUAUUUUCCUUUUUGGGGAUUUUAUAUGUAGAUCUAUAGAGAGUAGUCUUCCACCGUCGUAGUGAUAGACAUAGAAUCCGUGAGGAAACCUUGCUCGUGGAUUCUUUAACUAGGCCUUUCUGUACUUAAUUAUGUCGAUAACUAAGCGUCUUAAUACUCGAUUAUUCGCCCAGAUGAAUUUUACAUGAAGUGUCUGGCCCACUGAUGAGAAAUCAACAUUGAUCAUCACUACAAUCACUGCAGAUUAAUUUUAGCUAAUCUUGCCGCUGUCGCUUGAUCUCUUGGAACUGAGCCCCGGAAUGUAAUUUUUUGUCUCAAUAAUUUACUCAGAUGACGUUCAUAACCAAUGAAUAACUGCGGAUCACUAAGAGGGUCGAUGAUAGUUGUCGCUUUUGAUAAUGUCCUCUAUGGUUUACGCAGGUUAAGCUGGUCAAAGCGUUCCCGAGCAUAUUUUGGGGGACGGCCUUGACAUGCGUAGCAGGAUGCUUACAAUCAUUCGUAAUAGGUGCUUUUGUGAACAGGAAGAGAUCGGAAUGGGUAGUGAGAACAAGACUUCAGCUAGCUACCGUUAUUUAUUCGGUAAGAUCCAGUUCACUCUCGAAAUUUGAUCCGACUUCCAUUGAGGAUCUAAGCUAUGGGUAAAAAAACAUAUUGUUUACAAGAUCAUAUAUUCUCAGAUUUAUAUUAAUGAAUUUGUUAAGAUACAAUUCAUUUUUACCAUAUUAUUGAUUAAAAUGGCUGAAAAAUAACAUUUUUAUGGGUAGAAAAUUUGUACAAAUUGCACAUUAUUUGAGCUAAAGUAGUAUUUAUAACUUCCCUAUAAUUAUACAGAUUCUCAAGAUCUUGUUUUAUGUUACUAUUUAAUGAACUUAAAUUACGGAUUCUUUUAAGGACAAACUAGUUUUUAUACAUAUUCGUUCGCUUUGGAGCUACUUUUAUGAUUUGAAUAAAAAUAUUAAAUGAGCUGGGUUUUAUCUAAGUAUUAGUUUUUCCAUCUGAUGUACUUAAAUAAUUUAUGAUUUGAACUCUUCAGUAAAUCAUUUUUGUGCCCCGAAAUCAUACAUGUUUGGAGUCGCAUUAAUGGCCUCAAUUACAGAAUAAGUAUUUUAGUAUCCUAAGAACUCGCCUUGGUUUUUAUUUUAGUCUUCAUAUCAUUCUAUCCAAUUAAAAAAAUAAGAUUUAAACUAACAGUUAGGUAUUGAGCUGAUGAAGUUAGCACGUUGUUACAUUUCUUGUCGAUUUUCAGUGAUUUAGACACUCAAACACGCCAAGAAGAAUGAAUAAUAAUAACAGUAAUAAUACUAAGAUGAGUUAAUUGGUGUUUGGAGAAAAACCCUAAGAGGAUGGUUAAUUUCUUCCUACAGGGUUUGCUGAAUGUUGCGGCAACGUUCAUGCUGGUGACGUGGGCAGUCUCCAAGCGAGGCCCCACAUUUCCUCCCAUGUUUACUCCUCUCUCGCUCAUCUUCGUCACCAUUGUGGAGUCCCUCUUCAUGGGCCUCGAGAUCACCAUCGGAAGGUCAGUAUCACCUCCUCGCCUCCCUCCCAGAGUAUUCUAAAGUGAUUGAAUUUCAAUUUCCCCCCGGAUUUUGUGAUCGAUGAGCCCAUCGACAAAGCUUGAUCUAUAGAUAAGACGAUCGGACAUCUGAGGACGCCAAAGGCCAGCCCCAAGCCCCAUCGUCUUCUACGAGCCUGGGAUCCACUCAGACCUCAAACAAACCCUAGAAGAAUGGUCAGCCCAAGCCUGGCAUAUGUGUUGACUAAUCCUAGGUUAGAGUGAGAGAGAGAGAGAGAGCUGAAUUGGCAUGUACCCACGUAAAGCUCAGGCCCAGCCUGGCAUUUGUAUCGACCAAUCCUAGGUUAGCGAGAGAGAGAGAGAAAGAGGAAGAAAGGUCAGCCCCAACCGUGCCAUCUUUACUGCCCAUUCCUCAAAGAGAGAUAGAAGGGAGAAAGAGGGGGAGGGAUGGACUGUUGUCAUGAGAUUUAGACGUCCUACCUAAACUCACAGAAAGGUCAGCCCCGGUCCGUCCAUCAAUUUGCAAAAAUCAUAGGUUGACAGAGAGGAGAGAUGUGCUUCACUGAGGGAGUUGGAACUUUCCAAUUAGACUCCCAAAGUCAAGAUCCAACCAAAAGAAUCAUCCACUUGCCCUCGUGUCGUCUUCCUCGCUGAUAAGUCAACGCAACAUAUCGUUUUCUUUCGCAAGUAGGUUAGACACUAAAUCAGUAAAAUCAUCGAAGCCUGUCUUUAACUGAUGUUGAGGCAAAACCUAAAACGAUUUCCUGAAUGGUCGCAGCAUAUUGGGGAUGCUUCUGAUUAUAGCCGGCAUCUACGCGUUCCUGUGGGGGAAGGCGAAGGAGACGGCGGAGUUGCCGCGGCUGCCGCCAUCCCACGGCGUCGGAGCCGCCAGCGCCGGCUUGGUGCCGGCGGCCAUCCCCGAUCCUCCACUCAAACCCAGAGAUCUGCCGAUCAGAGGGCCGUAA